GGGAGAACUGCCCCGUCGCCCGCGGGAGAGGAAGUGUGGGGUACCGCGCGGCCGCGUGGGAAGGGGCGAGUGAAAAGUUUUAAAGAAUAUGAAGAAUUCUGAACCAACAGCAAGGAAAAAGAACAAAGCUACAGAUCCUAAUUGUGGCCAGGUUGUUAUAAUUGAAAGCACUAAGAAAGGAUGCUAUUCAGAUUUAGCCAUAAGAGUCAAGCCGAACAAGAAGAAGUGCUUGGUAAAAGGAAUGGGUUCAGAACUGCUAGGCCCGAAGAAGAAAAAGAAACAGAGUAACUCUGAAUCAAAGAAGAAAGCACGUUCAAGGUCUCCCAUGAUUAUAGAAAACAACUCCGAUUCAGAAUUGUUAAGAGGCACCAGGAAAAGACUUAAGGUGUUCAAAAAAAAGAAAGACAGAAAGCUUUCUUAUAAACAAGUCCAAGAUUAUGAGGCUCUGGGUGAAGGGCAGCCUGGUGCUGAUUUUCAUGUGAAUAAAAAAUGCAACAGGAAUAUUCUUAAAGUUGAGGAGCAGGUUGAAGAACUGAUGAUGAAAAGGAAGAAGAAGACAAAGGAAAAAAGAAAACACAAACCUACUUGCUCUUUGAGUUUACAUAGUGGUGACAGUGAAGAGUCUGCGAAACAGAUCUCAGGAAAACAGAAAGCCGAUUGCCAAGAAAUGCUAUUCUCCAGUCAGAAAAAGAGAAGAACCCUUGGCCAGAAGGCUGUGGGUGACGGUGUUCUCGUCAAAAAGAAACACCGUAACUACCACAUGGGCAAUCAAGAGAAUAGCAAUGGCAUUUCAAAAGAAGGCACUGCCAACUCUGUCAGCAAGUUACAAGAUGCCCAGAGUUGGGACGGUCAUAUGCAGUGGCAGGAGGAUUUGGUCUGUAGCUCAGAAAAAGGUAGUAAAGCCAUCAAGAAGAAGAAGCGGCUGAAGAAAGCAAAUACUGGUUCCCUCUCCUCCUUAGCCAAGAAUCACAAAAACUAUGGCAGUGUUAAAUGCCAAUCUAAAACAGGACUGGGGGUUGGCAAGGUCCCUAAAGAAGUUAAUAAACCAGCGAAGAAGAAGCAGAAGAAGACAAGAGAAGCUGGAGAUGUAAGCCAUUUUUCAGAGGGUGGCCAAGACAUCUUGUCAGAGGUGGCAGCACCAGGAGGGAAAGAAAAGAGGAAGAAAGCAAAAAAGGCCAAAAUGGAACAAGAUUGCAUUGUGAGGAAUGACCAAUUUGAGGACAGCCAAGAACAUCAGAUCAAGAAAAAGAAGAAGAACAGGGAAACUGGAAGCUCUCAAGAUAGCAACUGGGAGGCGAGUUGGAAGCAAGCCAAGGCAAGAAAGGAAUCCAAGGAAACAGAAGACGAAAUAAAACUGGUGGCAUUCAGAAAAGGAAACUGUGAUGAAGUGAACAUAGACAAGGUGAGACGCCAAGCACUGCAAGAAGAGAUUGACCGGGAAUCUGGCAAAACCAAGAUUGUCAGGGAAGAACCGGACAACCGUUUUGGCCAGUGGAGCACAGCAACAUUUGAAACUUCAGAGCAAAAGGCAACGUUUCUCAGACUGAUGGGUGGAUUUAAAAAAGGCACGGCGUCAUCGCAGACUUCUCCAGCAAAUAUUAUCAAACCAAAUAUGGCUCUGGAUCGGAGCAGAGAACAAGAACUGCAACAUAACCUUCAGGCAGAAUUCGAGAAAGCCGUUGCUUUUAAGCACCAUCGAGGUAUCGGCCUGGGGUUCCAGCCCACUGCCCCAAGCCAUGUACACAUAGACAAAUACACUUCAAAAUCUAUUAAAUUUGAAGACUGACAUGUUGGGAAGGGAAGAACAAAUUGCCCAAACAGGUUGAGGUUUAAUAUUUUUCACCUACGACAAGAAAAUGACCCUGGAUUUUGACUCAGAUGCUGUUUCAAACAGGUGAGAGAUGGCCUCUACAAUACUUGAGAUCACUAGAUAUUGCUAGUGUGCGAAUAUGCAUAUACACACCCACACGUAUUUGUAAUGUUAUAUAUAUAUAUAUAUAUUUGUAAUGAAUUGCUGUUUGGCAGGUUUAAAGGGCCACUUAUGAUGAGUUUGGGAUGGGCAGUUGAGCUACUGAGUCAUAUAACAGUAUAGCUAAAUAAGUGGCAGGCAAGAAUAUAGCCUAGUUUAGCUCCAACUUCAGAGGUGGCAACAUGUGGAUUGCCUACAGGUUGCCACCAUUUUUUUCAACCUUCAAGUUUCCGUAUCAGCCACUGAAUCUUGUGGACAGAAUGUGAGGUUUGUCUGUUCAAUUUUUUUCUACUCCAGAUGCAAAACAAACAAUUCCCUCUACCCCAAAAGGUACGUUAAGGCCUGUUAAGUCUUGUCUCCCUACCAGCCCUGGCAUCUCCAGUCCCAUCGCUGUCAUCUUGGUCUAGUAGUGAAGGUGCUGGAUUUAAAAACCAGGAGACCAAGUUCCAGUCCUCCCUUAGCCAUCAAAGCCGGUUGGGUGAUUUGGGGCUAGUCCUCCCUUUCAGCCCAACCCACCUCACAGGGUUGUUCUCAUGGGGGAAAGAGGAGGAGGGACUAUUAUUUUUAUACAACUCAAAGUGGGAUACAUAAGUGGGAUAUAAAUCUAUUAAUAAAUAAAUAAGAUCUCCCUGUGGCCUGUUUAAGGAUGGGGGAAAUUUAAAUGCAGCCUCUGACCAAUAAUCUUGUCCACCCAGGCCAUAUAUGAUAUAUACAUGUGCACGCACACACAUACACACUUGUUCUCUUGGCCUCGGUGAGGUUAUUCUGAGAAUACUUUCAGUCUGUUCUGGGAGAUGAAGUAUUGAGAUUUACUAGAUCACACGGCCAUGAAUUCUGCAAAUCAAGUUAGCAAAGGCUAUACUAUUUCAAGGUUGUGUCAUUGCUUACAACGCUUAUAGAUGAAUACCAGUUGAUUUAACAUUCCCAUUUCUUACCCAGGUUAGUGUUAAUUGAAUGACAGGGUGGUUUGUUUUAGCAACAUAAUUGAGUUUUCCAAAAUAUCCUUUUUGAAAUUCAACAGGGGGCAGGUUCAGGAAAAAAUACACAUGGACAAAUGACUAUAUUAAUUUAUAGUCCUGGGAUUGGUUUUGUGCUCAUCUAUCAUAUAGUGACUGUGUCCAGGGGAGAAAAGCUUAUAUCAAUUUUAUUAAAUUUUUUCUACAAUCCAUCUUUCUCAAGUGGUAUCUCAAAGUAAAUGUUCUUGUAUCUACAGGGAGAUGAUAACCUUUAUCCUUAGCCAAGCUACACCUUUGCACCUCUACACAGGGCCACCCUUGAAGAUGACCCAGAAGUUACAGCUGGUCCAGAAUGCACCAGCGCAUAUGGGUGUGCCUAAGUAUGCCCAUGUAAAACCUCUAUUUUAUAAGCUGCACUGGCUCCCACUGGGCUUCUAGGUGCAAUUCAAGCUGUUGGUUAUUGCCUAUGAAGCCCCUCACAGCUGGGCUAUUUGUGCUGUUUUUUAAAUUGUUCAUUAACUGUAGUGGUUUUUCAUUAAACCAUCCAGAGUUGCACAUUUGAAUGGGCAGCCAUGUCAAUCUAAAUCAGUGUUUUUCAAACUUGGCAACUUUUAAGAUGUGUGAACAUCAAGUCCCAGAAUUCCCCUGCUGGCUGAGAAUAGUAAGACUGGAAAAGAGAUGACAGGGGGAAGCCGGGACCAAAAAGACAGGGUGGGCAAGCACUGCAGUGAACUUCAGAAAGAACAUGGAGUUUAUGCUGCAAAAAUAAUGCUGGGAUAUUUGUUUUGUAUGGCCCUGAACACUGUGCCAGUGGAGAGAGCCUCAUGUUUUCAGGGGGCAACCAGCGGGUUUUGAUGAGCUACUGUGGUCAAAGGAUUCUGCAACAGAAUCUCAUGACCUCAUGUACUCUCCUUUUCUUCUCUGUUUGAACUCCCUCCCCUCACUUUGUACAGUUGGUAUGACAUCACCUUUUUCCUUCAGAUCCUUCCUCGAAUCCAGCCUUAACAUUUAUGCAAAAUCAGGGUUAAAGCUGAGAUUAACUGCAUUCCUGCUUAUUUUGAAUGCCAGCUUCUGCAGUUAGGGACUUCAUUUUUGCUUUGUCGGGUGGCACUGAACUAGCGUGCACAUUUUUCUCUGUUUUAAAAUGCUGCUCCCCUGUUCUCAAAGGAUUACAUCAUUUAGUAAUUUAAAGGCAAAACUCUUCAUUCACUCCCUGGCAAUUAUAAAUUAAACAGAUGAAGACUGCAUCAUAGUAACUACGCAUAAUGAUUAAAAAAUAGCCAGCUAAGGACUGCUUUGAAAGAUGAAUACUGAAUAUAAGUGCCUCCUAGCUUUUUAAAUGCAUUUUAAAAGAAAUGUGUUGUGAAUUAACUGAUCUGUACUGUGAAUGCAUACAUUUCCAGUACUUCACAACGUUUAUCACAAAUGUGAACGUUCUUUCAGUUGUGAUGACUUGAAUAGGUGGUUUCAAAACAUAUACUUUGAAGAUAUAAAAUAAUUCUAGCUUACCCAUUUCUCAAAGCUAGUAAGGACUGCCUUUCUCCCUCACCCCGUCAACACAAAUUAUCAUCUUUCUUUUCUUUGCAAGU
Messenger RNA from Python bivittatus (Burmese python), 4514 nucleotides. RefSeq names its product lysine rich nucleolar protein 1 (gene KNOP1). NCBI's taxonomy places the organism in Eukaryota, Metazoa, Chordata, Lepidosauria, Squamata, Pythonidae. The record is from RefSeq and is a predicted model, not a curated record.